ACAAUCGGGACAACUGAGCACUCGGUAAUUGGACACUAGGAUCAAGGAAUCCAGUCUUUUUGAACAUUUUCUCAGCUAUUUACCCGGUCUGAGGCUAGCGUUUCCCCCCCUCUUGUCGACAGGAUAACUUCGUCUCUUGCCUGCUGCUCGCCGGUGAGGUUUUUAUUCUAAAUCAGCGAGAGCGAGGCUGUGUGUGGAGGUUGUAAUAAAUAAGAAGGGAAAUGCAGGGAUUCGUCAGGUUACAGUUGUACCGUUGAGCUGCCCCUGCGCUACGAAGCUUCCCCCGGUUUUUUGCCUUUCUUCACACGGGACCAUGGAGUGGUAAAAGAGGGGGAAUAGGACGAAUUCACCCGGAGCCAUUUGGAUUCAAACCCAGCGACCACACCGACUGUUUUUUACACUCUGGUGCUACCGAGUUUAUCCAAACCGGGGUAUACCUUUGCGUCUGGGAGAGCCUCGGGGACCCCUGCCGCUUUACACCCGGGGAAAGAGAGUUCCCAGGCGGCUGCCGGACAGCUUUUCCCUUUGAAAAGCCCCACACAGGCAGCCUGAAUGAGGGUGAGAGGAAGCGCCGCGGAACAGAGUGGCUGCAUGUGAUUGUGUCCGAGGGUCCGGGCAUCACAGAGCUUUUUCAGGCACCUCAGCCCCGCUGUAGGCGCUGUCCGAUAUGGUGAAACUCUACAGAAGAGGGAGAACGGGUCACUACUUUUAAAAUCGCCCACAUGCACUGGAUCAAUUGCUGGAUUUGGGAACCGAAUACGCAGAAGGGGGGUUGGGGAUCCUUGGAGGCUGCCACAGGAUGGAGCGGUGUAGCCGGGGUUGGUGAGAGCCUAACUUCGGGCCACUUUACAUUUCUUAUUCCUACACAACUCGCCCCAGUUCCCAGGACACAUGCAGGCCAAAAAACGCUACCUGAUCCUGCUCUCCGCCGGUGCAUGUCUGGUGCUUCUCUUCUACCUCGGAGGGGUUCAACUUCCAGCGGCGAGCAGGAGCCGGCAUGACCGCAGCCGGCAUGGGUACCGGCCCGAUCAGCCCUGGCCUCACUUUUCUGACCCUUUACACCUUUUCCUGCCUCUGGAUCAGACGGACACCGAGGAGUACAACCUGCACAUAUCUCCGAGGCAGAAGAGGGACGUCAACACGAGUGUUUACAAAGGCAAACGGUGCCGCAUGGAUUCCUGCUUUGAUUUCUCUCAGUGUCAAAAGAACGGAUUCAAAGUUUAUGUUUACCCGCAGCAGAAGGGGGAGAAGAUCUCAGAGAGUUAUCAGAAUAUUUUAUCAACCAUUGAGGGGUCCAGGUUUUACACCUCAGACCCUGGACAGGCGUGUCUGUUCAUCCUGAGUCUGGACACUCUGGACCGGGACCAGCUGUCCCCGCAAUACGUCCACAACCUGAAGACCAAGGUCCAGAACCUGCCUCUGUGGAACGAUGGCAGGAACCACCUCAUAUUUAACUUGUAUUCGGGGACGUGGCCGGACUAUACGGAAGACUUGGGCUUUGACAUCAGCCAAGCCAUGUUGGCCAAAGCCAGCAUCAGCACUGAGAACUUCAGGCCCAACUUCGACGUGUCCAUCCCCCUCUUCUCCAAGGAGCAUCUGAGGACUGGCGGAGAGAGGGGCUUCCUCAAGUACAACUCCAUCCCGCCUUUUAGAAAAUACAUGCUGGUGUUCAAAGGGAAGCGCUACCUGACAGGUAUUGGCUCGGACACCAGGAAUGCCUUACAUCACGUCCACAACGCAGAGGAUGUGGUGCUGCUCACCACCUGCAAACAUGGCAAAGACUGGCAGAAGCACAAGGACGUGCGAUGUGACAAGGACAACGCUGAGUAUGACAAGUACGACUACAAGGAGAUGCUCCACAACUCCACCUUCUGCUUGGUGCCCCGUGGCAGACGCCUAGGCUCAUUUCGCUUCCUCGAGGCGCUGCAGGCUGCGUGUGUACCGGUGAUGCUGAGUAACGGUUGGGAGCUGCCUUUCUCCGAGAUCAUCGACUGGAACACAGCCGCAGUGAUCGGCGACGAGAGGCUGCUGCUGCAGAUCCCGACCACGGUGCGCUCCAUCCACCAGGAUAAGAUCCUCUCCCUCCGACAACAGACUCAGUUCCUCUGGGAGGCCUACUUCUCCUCCGUUGAGAAGAUAGUGCUGACCACACUGGAGAUCAUCCAGGACCGUGUGUUGGCGCACGGCUCUAGGAGCAGCCUGAUGUGGAACAGUCACCCUGGGGGACUCUUCGCCCUGCCGCAGUACUCUGGAUACCUGGGAGACUUCCCCUUCUACUACGCUACACUGGGCAUUAAACCGUACCCCAAGUUCACAGCGGUCAUCCAUGCUGUCUCUCCUCUGGUGUCCCAGUCCCAGCCCAUACUCAAGCUCCUGGUAGCGGUGGCCAAGUCCCAGUACUGUGCACAGAUCAUCGUCCUGUGGAAUUGUGAUAAGCCUCUCCCUGCCAAGCACCGCUGGCCGGCCACCUCUGUGCCCGUCAUCGUCAUCGAGGGGGAGAAUAAGGUGAUGAGCAGUCGCUUUCUGCCCUACGAGACCAUAGUGACCGAUGCUGUCCUCAGCCUGGAUGAAGACACCGUGUUGUCCACCACAGAGGUGGAUUUUGCCUUCACCGUGUGGCAGAGUUUUCCAGAGCGAAUCGUUGGUUACCCGGCUCGCAGCCACUUCUGGGACAGCAACAAGGAGCGUUGGGGCUACACAUCCAAAUGGACCAACGAUUACUCCAUGGUGCUGACGGGGGCUGCCAUCUACCACAGGUACUACCAUCACCUCUACACCAACUUUUUACCCACAAGUCUGAAGGGCAUGGUGGACCAGCUGGCCAACUGUGAGGACAUCCUGAUGAACUUCCUGGUCUCUGCGGUCACCAAGCUGCCGCCCAUCAAAGUCACACAGAAGAAACAGUACAAGGAAACCAUGAUGGGACAGUCUUCAAGGGCUUCUCGCUGGGCUGAUCCGGACCACUUCGCCCAGCGGCAAACCUGCAUGAACAAGUUCGCCAGCUGGUUUGGCGCCAUGCCGCUGGUCCACUCUCAGAUGAGGUUGGACCCCGUCCUGUUCAAGGACCAGGUCUCCAUCCUGCGCAAGAAAUACAGGGACAUUGAGAGGCUCUGACAGGACCGGCGCCCCCUCGCGGGAGACCCCACGCAGGGGGAGGCGCGUGAGAGAGACUCAGUGGAGAGUAGAAGGAGUAGUAGGACUACAGCGGGGUGGACAGGGAGCAACACUGCUCUGUCUUCCACUCAGCACAUUGCCAAUGACCACAGCGCCGCUGCUGCCAGGACUUGACGUGUGAAGGGAUGAAUAGGAAACAAGCAGAUGGCGUUUGGAUACAAAAAACACAAACAGAAAUCGCAAACAGACAGACAGAGAAGAGUACACAAACUGAUGGACAUGCCAAACAGUUCUGUAUGUUCUGCAAAUGUGCAAACAUGCAGCACACACUACUGACGACGAGAACUCUUGGAUAGAAUAUUUUUUUGUACAACAUGAACAAGCACGACAUUGACUUUCCUGCUCUCUCGGCACAUGUGCAGGACGGUAGAAGAGGGAAGGUGUACACGAUCACAAACCUGGCAAACCCGGCCCACCAUAAGUCCUACUGAUCGCCCCUAGCAACCCUCCCCCAGCCUGCAUCAGGAUGUAAUACUGGACUUCCCAAUCCCCUGCUUUAUAGCCCAGGAAACCCUGUUCUUCAGUUGAUUUGAUUUCUGUACAAAUCAGCUCUUUGGUGUCACUGUUGACUCUUCUCUCUAAGAGGUUUCAAAUCAGAGCGUCUUCAGUGUCAUAUUUUCAUUCUCAAGGGAGAAACGUAAACAGCAGUGUCCUACCCAUUAUUGAAGUGUUUUUUUUAUAUAGCAAAGCAGCCAUUAUUUCUUGAAAUGCUCAGCUUCCUUGAGCCUGAAAACAUCCCAUCUCUCCUCUCCCCGGCUCACUCCUUGAUGUGCUGAUAUAGCUUUUAUAAUGGUCCCUCCGCCGCCCCGUUAUCACUGAGUUAAGUUAGAAAAACAUCUACUUUCAUAUCCCAUUUUCCUCUCACCCUCACCACUGCAUUUGUACUUUUCUCAUCUUUUUUUUUUCACUUACUUUCAUCAUCCUUUAUUCCCACCCUCCAAACUCUCGACUUCGCUCUUAUGCGCGUGUGUGUGAGUGUGUUUAUGUGUGCGUGCAUGUUGUGUGCACAGAGCCUUGAAAAGUUGGCUCAUCCAACCAUAAGCUCAAGCGGAGUACAUUCUCCUUCCGUUGGAAUGAGCGAAAUGAACAUUUCUAGAUGAAAUGGAGCAUAACGUUGCUUUCUAACCCAAACUCGUUUCGCCCAUUUAUUCUUCCUGCAUGGCCUCGCAGCACCAUCCUUACAUGGAGGAACGGAAAAACAUUUCAGACCAUUGCGGGUCUUUAGUGGCCGGUGUCAUUUCACAGGAGUGCUUGUAGAGAGAUUUUAGUUUUUAAACGCUGAGCGCAUCAGUGCCAUUCUGCCAUCAGGGUCUGCGUUUAACAAUUGUUUAUUGCACAUCACGUUGCCUACAUCAUUUCGAGAUGCCUAGACGCUCUUGUGUUGAAAUAUUUGAGUCAUCAGUCCAAUGUGGCUGUCCUGCCGUCACGAUUUUGUGUCCCCCGUGACCUCAGAGCCGUUAAAUUGACAAAAGGUUUUCUCCUCCAUUUGUCAGGCAGAGAUAUGUUUGGGCUUCAAUUAAGUAAAGCUAUUUCAAUUGGAGUGCUGUUUUAUUCCCAGGAGACAAGCUGUUGAUGAAACACUCUAACAUUACGGACGGCUGUGAUGGGGAAGCAGUGACCCACAAACAUGACCUGCUGGCUGAUGCUAGCCUUGGGAGAGCUUUUUUUUCCCUCCCUGCCACACAGCCUCCCUGUUACUUAUAACAUCUGCUCAGAUCGCCCAUAGUAUUUACGGCAAACCGCCUAACAUUUUGCACCUUAAAUGACCUUAUUGGUAUUGGACAACCAUACGAGAUCUAAAUGCUUAAAUGACUAGCUCCAGCGGCUUUGAGCGCAGGCAACUCUCAUAUUUAGUUUUCAGACUCAUAAUGAAAGCAGCAUGCUUUUAGUGGCCUUUCUGUCAGGCAGGCAUUCAGCGUAAUGUCUGUUCAGUGUGUGUGUGUGUUAAUCAUUAGCUUACAUCCACAUUGUCAUUAUCAGCGUCACACAUGUUUUACUUUGGUUUUUAUCUGUUUUCAUUGUGUUCUACGAAUAGAUUAUAUGAAAUGUAUUGUAAAGCCUUUUCAGUGUCAACAAAGGUGUCGUUCACGCUAUGAAUUGUCAUAUCCAAAUGCUGCCAUUGCAAAGCUACUCUGUUUUCAGCAUUUAUCAAACAGCAGGACUAUCAUGUGUUUUCUUUCUCCCCAUCAUUGCAUUAAAUGUAUUUGCAUUCUGUGACUUCUAGUUUGGAGUGUUAGUUGUUUUGCCAGGAGAGAUUUACGAUCUGUUUAAUGUGGAGUCACAGCAGCAAAUGUUCUCUCAUCUAUAGUACAGAACGUGAUUCUGGGAACGACACACUCCUUACUCUGUGUGCAUCUGGUUCCUAUUCCUCCUUCUUGGGAGAACCAUAUUGUUUGAAUCCAUACCAAGCCUUUCAUGUUCAAUCAUUUGAAUCAAUGUAUGUGGAUCAUCUCAAGAGAACCGCGUCCCCCAGCUUUGCAGACAUUUCAAACGCAAAACACACCGCUCAUUUCAAAUCAACGCGCCUCUCAGCACUGUAUAUAGGCAUAUAUUUAUUUUUUGAAGAAAAAAAAACAGUGUACGAUUUGAGAUGACGUGGCGCAAACAUAAGACUGAUCCUGCAUCGCUGAGGGCAGUUAAUGGUAUUUAUUCAGAUUAUUUUCUAUGCGCUGCACAUUAAUCCACAAAGAUGCCAAUACACAGCUCUUGUUAUGUUUCACUGUGCGUUGGUUUUCCAGGGACACUUACUCACACUCUGUCUCAAACCGAACUCCCAAAGAGAGAGAGAAAAAGUCUUCAGAGUUGAGUUUUAACUCUAAAACAUCGAACACACCAGUGAUCUAGAAUUGGAUUGGGAGUCUGUGCGGGAGUCAAAUUGCAAAGUCCCAAUAAAGACUACGCCAACUGACACAUGGAAAAUAAUAAGCAGCUGGGUCCUCUGAACCAGAUGGAAACAUUUUCAGAUUGUGCCGUAACAUCUUCCCCCCAUGCAUUACAAUAAUGGGUCUGAAGCUGUCUCACACUGUGUUUAAAUUGCCUCUUUUCAAAGCCUGCUUUCAGGUCAGAUAACUUGGCAACAGAGACCUGCUCCAUCUCUCAGUUGGCGUGCUGUACGGUAUGUCGAGUCCGGUGCUCCAUCAGAGUGGGACGGAUGUGAUUUAGGCCACCUGGAAAACCUCUGCAUCCGCUUAUAAAGCCUCUGUCAUUUGAUUAGGGGGAACAUUAUGCAAGUUAUCAUUGUGUGCAUGAAAACAGAUGGAAGAAGGUUUACCCAAAAUGUGCCAGGCAGUCGGUGUUUAUAGUGUCAACAGCAUGUGUGCUGGAAACUAGUCUGUUCUUGAUUUGUGCCUUUUUAUCAACAUGUGAGUUCUCGAGAUGCCGAGCACUGUCUGUCCUAGACCUUUCCAGUAGACGGGCAGCAAUAGCAGCAAACGCAGGGCCCCAACAGCCCUGCAUUCAUACACUGGAUGAGUCACAGCUUCCAUUCCCUUAUUCCAAAACCCUGUUUUCAUCUUUGUGUUUGGACACUGUUGCUAAGGUGACAACGUAUGACCACUUCCUGUUUGGGAUUAUUUAUCAGUGAUUUGGCUGUUAUCACUUUACCAGUCAGAAGUCAAAUCUGUUGAUCUGGAAGGACUCGGUCAAGCCCAACUGUCCUGAUGCCUUCUCCUCCCUCCUACCAUGUAAUUAACAGAAGACUUUUAUAGAGGUCACAAAUGAAAUAGGUAAAUGCCAAUUUUGUAAGAAUGAUUUAUAAAAAAAUAAACUCUUAUUUGAUGAUAA
Eleginops maclovinus (Patagonian blennie) is the source of this 6957-nucleotide messenger RNA. RefSeq names its product exostosin glycosyltransferase 1b (gene ext1b). NCBI's taxonomy places the organism in Eukaryota, Metazoa, Chordata, Actinopteri, Perciformes, Eleginopidae. Gene Ontology annotation, molecular function: glycosyltransferase activity. Bases 892 to 3114 code for a protein of 740 amino acids. The transcript is spliced from 11 exons. Gene Ontology annotation, cellular component: membrane. The record is from RefSeq and is a predicted model, not a curated record.